Aphidius gifuensis is the source of this 1621-nucleotide messenger RNA. It is a transcript of the gene L2HGDH, whose product is annotated as L-2-hydroxyglutarate dehydrogenase, mitochondrial. The transcript has 6 exons. Gene Ontology annotation, molecular function: (S)-2-hydroxyglutarate dehydrogenase activity; (S)-2-hydroxy-acid oxidase activity. Lineage: Eukaryota; Metazoa; Arthropoda; Insecta; Hymenoptera; Braconidae. The record is from RefSeq and is a predicted model, not a curated record. The coding region runs from base 227 to 1570 and encodes 447 amino acids.
GCGAGAUUAAUAAAUACUGAUAAAUGAGAUAAAAAAAAAAAUUCUUCAUGACGUGUCAAAACAUUUAUAAAAAUUGGAUGAUGAUAAAACAAAUCAGCCAACACGAAUUUGCAUUUUGAACUUUAAAGUUUACAAUAACAAACCAGCAUUAUCAUUAUUAAAAAAAAUAAAUAAAUAACUGACCAAUUAAUAAGUAAAUCAUUGACAAAAUUAUCAUAUAUAAAUCAUGUCAACUGGUGUAACACGAUGUCUCCAAAGAUCCUCACUUGGUCAUUUGAUAAAAGCUUGUCGCUACUCAUCAUCAACUCCAAGUGCAGAUUUAGAUUCAAAGACAUAUGAUUUGGUUGUUGUUGGUGGUGGAAUUGUUGGAUGUGCAACAGCACGUGAAAUGCUUGAACGACAUCCACAAUUAAAAAUUGCAAUAGUUGAAAAAGAAAAUAAACUAGCAAUGCAUCAAACUGGUCACAACAGUGGAGUUGUACAUGCUGGUAUAUAUUACACACCUGGUAGUAUGAAGGCUAAACUAUGUGUUGAAGGACUAAAAUUAUCAUAUGAUUAUUUUGGUAAACACAAUAUACCAUAUAAAAAAGUUGGUAAAUUAAUUGUUGCACAAACACAAGAACAAGUUAAACAAAUUGCUGAGUUACAUGAACGUGGAAUUAAAAAUAAUGUACCAGAAUUACAGCUAAUUGAUAAAAAUAAUAUUUAUAAAUUUGAAAAAAAUUGUAAAGGUGAAAUGGCUAUUUGGUCACCAUGGACUGGUAUUGUUGAUUGGUCACAAGUAUGUCAUUCUUAUGCAUCAGAAUUUGAAAAAAUGGGAGGAAAAAUAAUACUCAAUUAUGAAGUAACUGGAUUUGAAGAAACUAAGGAAUCAAAUGGACAACAAGAAUUAGUUCCAAUAUCUGUAUUAUCGAAAAAUAAUUCAAUCAAGACAAAAUAUGUGUUAACAUGUGCUGGUCUACAUUCAGAUCGUUUAGCUGUUAUGACUGGUUGUGAUCUUAGCCCAAGAAUAGUACCAUUUCGUGGUGAAUAUUUGUUAUUAAAUGAUGAUAAAAAACAUCUUUGUACGACAAAUAUUUAUCCAGUACCAGAUCCAAGGUUUCCAUUUCUUGGUGUUCAUUUUACACCAAGAAUGAAUGGUGAUAUUUGGCUUGGACCAAAUGCUGUACUUGCAUUUUCCAGAGAAGGAUACAGAUGGACAGAUGUAAAUAUACGUGACUGCAUUGAAAUGGCAAAAUUUCCUGGUCUUUAUAAAUUAUGUUUACGUUUUAUUGUACCUGGUUUAAAAGAAGCAGUUAAAUCAAUUAUUUAUCCAUUAGCUGUUAAUGAUUUACGUAGAUUUAUCAAUCAAAUAACAUAUAAAGAUGUCAAGAGAGGACCAGCUGGUGUUAGAGCACAAGCUAUGGAUAAUGAUGGUAAAUUAGUUGAUGAUUUUGUAUUUGAUGGAGGUGCUGGAAGUAUUGGAAGUCGUGUUAUACAUUGUAGAAAUGCUCCAUCACCAGCAGCAACAAGUAGUAUGGCUAUUGCUAAAUUUAUAUCAGAUAAACUUGAAAAAGAUUUUAAAUUUUAAUUAUUAAAAAUUUAUAUUUAUUUAAUUACUUGUCUUGAUUUAUUUAUCAUC